This is a messenger RNA of Meloidogyne enterolobii, 645 nucleotides long. Lineage: Eukaryota; Metazoa; Nematoda; Chromadorea; Rhabditida; Meloidogynidae. The record is from the annotation of a GenBank genome assembly.
AUGGACACUGUUAGUUUGGAUGAUUUAACCAGAAUUGAGCCGCCUGAAAAACCUCCCAGUUUAGAACAAUUACAACAAUUGACAGGAAAUCGUUUUUCUUUGAGAUGGCUCAAAUAUACCUACAAUCGAUUUAAAAAUGUAUCGAAAAAAAAUUUUUUUAAUAAAUUAAUCUUUCCAAUUUUUAAAAAGGAAUGCCCAACUGGAAGAAUGCACUUUACAGAAUUUCGACGUCUUUUUGGAGGAUUCCUUCCUGAUAGAUUGAACGACAACUAUUUGGAACGAGUGUUUCAUGCUUUUUGCCGAACUCAUCAAGAACAAUUGUCGUUUAAAGAUAUGGUUGUAACUUUAUCUAAAAUUUGUGAUGAAAGUCCAGAAUCUAAUGCUGAAUGGAUUAUGAGAUUAAUUAAUAGAAAUGUUAAUAAUAAUGGACAAAUUAGUUAUAAAGCAUUACUAGCAUCGGCCGUAACAACACCUACAGCAGCCCCAGCAAUUGCUAGUUUUGUUCCUUUUGUUGGCAAUUCAAAAAGAGAAUCCUCUUCUCCUGAUCAUGAAUUUAGUAGGGCAAUAAACAGAAGGGCAUUCUUUCUGUUUGAGGUUAGUUCAAAAACAAGUUUAUUUAACAUGUUCGAAACUAAGUUUAUUUAA